AGAAAUGUUUUCAAAUUUCUAGGCUAUUUAUUGGUUGUGACAGCCAUGGGUUAAACAAGUUAAGACAAUCAUGUUAAGAUUAUAUGAUCCUAUUUCCAAAACUGUUUAUGAGCAAGAAGGGUCCGAGGAGCUGCCAACCUUACAAAGUCAGUGCAGAAAAGUCAUCAUACGGGCUCUAACACUAAAUCGGAUAAACCAGGUUUAUAAACUGCCACUACCUUACUCUAUAAAGAGUAAGAUUCGCACCCUGAGUAAAAAGGACUUCAUCAUUGAUGUAGAACGUAUCAGCCCUAUGGACCAUGUCCAGCAGUGUUACCCAGCAACCUGUUGUCUCAAUAAUGAGGAAGUCAUCUUCAGAGUCUUACCAAAAGAUACUGUGCUCCAUUUCCCUGGCGUGAUAGAUUUAUUUAAAGAAGGUGACUUCAUGUGCUGUAUCCAACUGCCCUUCCAAUCCUUAGCAGAGAAAAUAAACCAAGCCAAGGAAUCUGGAAGCACCUUGGACCACACCACCAUAUGGAAAACACUAAACUGUUUAAUACAUUAUUUUAGUCAUAGUCAUAUAUCUCCCAUCAACAGAAUAUCAUCUCUUCAAAUUAAAUACUUCAAAAAUGGUCAAAUUUCAUUAGACAUGCUCCCUGCUAACAACACUGAAACUGUCACAGUCAUGGAGGGCCAAAUGAAUGCCCCCAUAUAUGAGGCCCCCGAGGUCCUAAGUCGUCAGGAUCCUGAUGAGAAAGCUUAUUCCUGGAACGUAGGCUGUCUGGUGUAUGAAAUGCUUGCUUUAGAACCAGCUUUCUAUGACAGAACCGGGGAGAACCCAUUCUCAGCUUACAUGGACAUUAUGCAGGGAAAUGUACCACAAAUUCCUACAACUGCCAGUGAAUCACUGACAAAUUUAGUGAAUCAUUGUCUUCUCACUAACCCUGCUGAUCGGUAUAGCCUACAGGAUAUCAAUCAGGUUGUUGGUCAGCAUAUCUAAAGGCUUACAUUUUUGUUAUUGUUAUAGUUGAUUUUAAUAGGCUUUCUUCUGUUGCCCCUUUUAGUACCUAGUUUUAAGCUUUAAUAUAUUUCUUUUACUUUGUGGAUUUUUAUAAAACUUUUAACUGUUUUGAAUUUCAAUGGUAAUCUAACAUUGAUUUAUUUAAAUAUCGGUUUAAUUUGUUAUGUUUACUGGCAUCAUCUUAAAUGUAUUAAAAAAUAUAACUAUGUUUUAACUAUACGCACCUAGUACAUGACAUUGAAAAACAUCAUCCUGAAUAUUUUUAGUAAAUUUAAUGUAUUUCACUAUGCUGUAACUGUUGUAAAAUAAAUAUGCAAUA
Molecule: messenger RNA, 1319 nt
Organism: Saccostrea cuccullata (small rock oyster)
Lineage: Eukaryota; Metazoa; Mollusca; Bivalvia; Ostreida; Ostreidae
Product: serine/threonine-protein kinase Nek6-like
Exons: 3
Coding region: 71-979 (302 amino acids)
Biological process (GO): autophagosome assembly; regulation of autophagy; protein autophosphorylation
Cellular component (GO): cytoplasm; membrane; autophagosome
Molecular function (GO): protein serine/threonine kinase activity; ATP binding
Source: RefSeq, a predicted model, not a curated record